Acanthamoeba castellanii str. Neff is the source of this 1026-nucleotide messenger RNA. RefSeq lists its product as uncharacterized. The coding region runs from base 1 to 1026 and encodes 341 amino acids. Lineage: Eukaryota; Discosea; Longamoebia; Acanthamoebidae. The record is from RefSeq and is a predicted model, not a curated record. The transcript is spliced from 2 exons.
AUGCCGGACUUUGCCUUCCGCGAUAUCGUGCCUGCGGUUCGCCGCACCGAGUGGUCGAGGGUGCGGGCCUGCACGUGGGUGGGUCUGGCCAUCUUUGUCGUCUUCUUCUCGCCAUUCCUGGUCGAGGGAACGGCAGUGGCGCUGGCGCUCGUGGCCCUCGUUCCGCUGGCGCUGGGCCUGGGGCUCAUCGAACACUUCGUGCCCUCCGUGUGGCUCAGCAUGGUCGUCCUCUUCAUCCACGUCGCGGGCCUCGCCGACCUGGUUUCUGACUUCAACCUGCUGGGCAAGACGCUCAUCGCCUACUUCACCGGCAGCUGGGUCGACGACGAAGACGAGAACGCAGAGGGCGACUCCGACGAACGACAGCUCCUGCUCGCUCGCGUGCUCAUUACCCUCAUCGGUGCACUUCCCGUCAUGCUCUUCCUCAUGUUCGGUAUGCCGCCCACGGUGAAGCUAUUCGACGACCUGGACGGCACCUCUUCGUCGUCUUCGCAGAAGUCGUCCUCGAACAGCGGCAUGAGCAACGGAGUGGCGCUCAUCCUCUUGGCGCUGGUGUGGAAGGUCAUCAUGGUGUGCCUGCGGCUGUUCCUCCUCUUCCGCGUGACGAAGGACAUCAUCAUCGCCGGGCGCAUACGCAAGGAGUCUCGCACUGCCAUAGAGCUCACCGAGCUCUUCCUGUUGGCCGAUCUCCUGUGGAGCGGCAUCCCGCUCGGCGUGCUCACCUUCCUCGAACUCUUCUUCUACGGCGAUGGCUUUAAGGGUGACGAGGUGCAGGUCUUUGAGCUUAUCAAGCUGGUCGCGGUGGCGGUGGAUGCACUGGCGGCGUCGUACAUCAUCUACUUUGCCAUCUUUGGUCUGGGCAGGUUCUGCCACCUCGAGGGCCAUGACGACGAAGACGAACCAAAGCACGAACACGACGAGCACCCGCACACUGCCGAGCGCAAGAAGGUGACCCCAGCGAUGACCGCGAUACAGGCGGAGAAGGAACCACUCGUCAUCAACCACGCCAAGAAAAUGAAUGUAUGA